Molecule: messenger RNA, 1344 nt
Organism: Parnassius mnemosyne (clouded apollo)
Lineage: Eukaryota; Metazoa; Arthropoda; Insecta; Lepidoptera; Papilionidae
Source: the annotation of a GenBank genome assembly
AUGCGCGCGCCGUUCGACCCCGCGGUCUGCGCCGCUAUACUACUACUUCCCCUUGUUCUCCUAGUACACAGUCACCAAGAUGACAGAGGAUACCACGCAGAGAAUGGGUAUCAUGCGGAGGAUGGCUACAGCCAUGAAGAUGCUAUUGACGUAGCUGACAAAAACGUGAUGUGUCCGACGGACCGGCUGCUGCGGUCGCGGGAGACGUGCCGCGUGGACGGCGCCGACGCUCAGUGCAUCAGGAUGCAUUGCUGCGACUCGCACACGUACAUUGCUGGUCGAUGCAUUCCAAAGUCUGUGGAUCCGUGCAGCCUGAAGCUGUGCGAGCAGGCGUGCAACGUGCGCGGGGACCGGGUCUGGUGCACCUGUCACCCAGGGUUCCGCUUCCACGAGGACAACUACCGCAGGAAGGUGCAGCCUUACUGCGUUGACGUGGACGAGUGCGCGGAGAACAAUGGCGGCUGUGAGCAGCGCUGCGUCAACGACCCGGGCAGCUUCCACUGCGAGUGCACGCCGCCGCUCAGCCUCGCCGCAGACAACAAGAAGUGUGUCCGCCGCCUCGCACUCGCCAUACCUGAACCAUUGCCACUUGUACGAGCGUCUUCAAGAUGCUAUGCCCCGUGCGACACGGUGUCCUGGCUGUCUCGGAAAGUGAAGCAGCUAAGCGAUCAGCUGCACACAACGCAGCUGACGCUCAAGAAGUUGUUGGAAAACCCGAUGCUCAAGGGUGAAGAUGGUGACCGAUUCCCUGAGGGCACAUUCACAUACAGGGUGCUGGACUCCACGGCGCCGCUGGAGGGUGGGUACUGCCGGUGUGAAAGAGGACCCAGAGGUCCCCCAGGUCCCCCGGGUAUGGAAGGACCAAAAGGCGACAUGGGUCCCAGGGGCCCAAGGGGUGGGCGCGGACCCAAAGGCUCGCUUGACCUGAUGCUGCUGCUCAUUGCCGACAUAAGGCACGACAUACGGAACUUAGAAGCUCGAGUGUACAAGGAAGGGGAACAUCCCGAGCGCUUCAACCUGCAGAAGGCGUGGCGCAGACAACGCAAACAAGAGAAGUUAGAACGAGAGAGCCACGCCGAGGAGUUGGAGGCGUACACCGCGCCGCCAAUACACGAACACGACGGACGCGUCGAGAUAUAUCCUAAUGGUUUGAAUGGCGAAAUCACCCACAAAUCAGAAACUACCACAGAUUGGGCGCGGGUGAAGGGCGACCGCGAGCCCCCCGACCCCGUACUGAAUCUGGCCGACAUGGACGAGAAGCUGCGCCAGUUCCACUUGCUGGCCAACACCACGAGCCCCGGCGACGAGGAGUUGGACACGGAUUACGAUUAUAGCUUUUAUUAG